Molecule: messenger RNA, 651 nt
Organism: Striga asiatica
Lineage: Eukaryota; Viridiplantae; Streptophyta; Magnoliopsida; Lamiales; Orobanchaceae
Source: the annotation of a GenBank genome assembly
AUGUUCUCACCUUAUUUAUUCCUCAUCAAAGCUAUAGCCACACUACACAAACCCUCUUCAUCAAACACCUCAAUGCUAAACUCCAAUUGCAAAUACAAACUCUUUGUUAAAAACAGUCUUCCUUAUACUCGGGGACAAUUUGGCACGAGGCUUUCCGUUCAUUGUUUUAGCGCAAACGAAGACUUUGGAUAUCACCUCAUUGGGCUCGACAGAGAGGUCAAUUAUACUCUUUGCUCCAACCCUCGCUCGACUCAGUACCUUUGCACUAUCCAAUGGGUUAAUAAAAAGCCAGACGUUACUAUACGCGCGUUCGAAGCAUACCGUGAUGAUAGAUGCUACAAAACAAAUCUAUGCUUUUACGCGGCAUUAAAAGACGGCAUUUACUUCACCGGGAACUACCCGCCUUCGGGCUUGACGAUGGAGAUCAAACAAGAUGAAACGUUCAUACUACAGGUUGAUUCGUCGGUGAAGCCUUUAAUAGGACAGGAAUUUGAAUCGGCGGAAAAAGUUGUUCGUUUCUACAAUGAAUAUGCUAAAGAUGCAAGAUUUAGCACUAAAAUUAAAAACAGUCAAAACGAUCCAAAAGCUGGCACUCUUGUGGGAAAAAUGUUUGCUUGCUCUAAAGAAAGGAAGACAAAUGUGGCGUAUUGA